Messenger RNA from Oppia nitens, 1898 nucleotides. Its product is annotated as myb-like protein M. The coding region runs from base 129 to 1802 and encodes 557 amino acids. The record is from RefSeq and is a predicted model, not a curated record. NCBI's taxonomy places the organism in Eukaryota, Metazoa, Arthropoda, Arachnida, Sarcoptiformes, Oppiidae. The transcript has 4 exons.
UAUGUGUCUUACAGUGUCUUAAAAAAGUUGUAGUUUUAAACACCGAUUGAUUUGAAAAGUUUUGAAUGUGAAGCCAACUAUCGAUUUCUAAACAGAAAAUGCUAGCUCUGGUCAUACUAUAAGUUUCGAUGGCAUCGACAUCAUCGGCGGUCAACAACAACAAUGUCACCGAUUGUGGUAAUAAAUGGACGAAUGCAGAGGAUUCGCUUUUGUUGAAAAGAGUACAAAAAUAUGGAUCAAAUAACUGGCUUAAAGUGUCCAAUAAACUCAUGAGUGGAAAGACUGGAAGUCAAUGUCAACAGCGAUGGUUAGACAUUAAGAACCGUAAAAACAAUACUCAGUUUGUUAACAAAGACGCGAAUAUAUCGCACAACAAAUCUAAGAAGAAUAAGAAGGAAAAGAAAUCAAAGAAAAGAAAGUCAAAAGAUAGGGAUAGAAAGGACUCAGAAGAUGGUAAACGAAUCUGCAAUGAGUGGGAAAAUCACACCACAAAGUUGGUGAAGACAAAGACAUCGAAAAGAGCAAAGAUUGGCAAACAUCGGGUCACACGUCUGGACAGCGAUGAUAGUAAUGUCAUACUGUCGAUGGAAAUAACCAAUACUAGUGAUACUAACUCUGCAAAUCAUUUGACUGAAAACAACUUUAAUGAUAUUACAACCAAAACAACGGCCACUACUAGAAAGUUGCCGAAAGUCAGCAAACAUUCAAAACGGACCCAAACCAUAUCUAAUCGUAAAUUAUUAAUCAAUUUGGACGACAAUACUUGUGACGAAUGGUCGACAAGCAAUGAGGACGACAACGAUAGCCAAAUACUGACGAACAGUGCUACCGAAUGCGAUGACCAAUAUCUUAGUUGUGCCGAUACGGAGAUCGAUGACCAGUUUGUUGGUGAUGACGACAACCACAAAGAUAAUGAUUGUGGCGAUAAAUUAACGGAUGAUAUUGUUGGAGACAAUAGUGAAGAAGUUUACAGCGAACUCAUGGACAAUGACAUCGCCACUGUUGUCGAUCAUUCUGUCAAAAAUGAAGAUAAACCAGUGGUGGAUAAACAGAUGACUGAUAAUAAUAGUAAUCACCUCUUGUGUAUGAAGACCGACAACAAACUGUUUGAUUUUGAGCCUAAGUUUAUGACCAAACACGAUGUGGCCACCGAUUCGCGAUUUCGUGUCCGUGCAUUUGGCUAUACAUCGAUUGAUAAGAAAACAGGAUUACGUAAAGAGGACACCGAUUCACUUGAACUAAACAAAAAACCUGUCGAUGAAGUGAUUGAACACAUAAUAGUCAUGUGUUAUCACUGCGAAAAACGGUUUAACACAAGAAGUGAAUUUUUGUUUCAUUAUAAGAGUCGACACGAAAACACUAAAUUGCCGAAUGUUUGUCUCAAAUACAAGACUUUAGAGGCCAUACCAACUGUCAAUCCUAGUCCUAAUGAUCAGAUAACAACUGACACAAAUAUUGUAGUCAAUACAGAGUCGCAAAUUAGAUCCAUGAGCUCAAAAUCUGUAGUUAAAACCGAACGAAAUUAUGCAAAGAAAAGUAUUACUGUUCCCCAGAGACUUAAAUCCACGCCCACUAAUUGCCAGUCAUCAUCAUCAACAUCGGUGCAAAAUACUAGUGGGUUAAAUAAGUUUCAAAUGUGUGCCCAAUGUACCAUUUGUUCAUUUAUGCCACUUGAUCUGCAACCAUUACAAGCAAUUAAAGAUCAUCUAAUCAAUGAGCAUAGUAUUGUUGAUUACCAGAAGCACAUUAAAUGGAGACCAAUGAAGAUAAAACGAAAAUCUGGUACUUGUGCUAAGCCAUAGAUUAUCUCAUAAAACUUAAUCUCAAUUGUUUUUAUACAUUUUUUGUACAGUAUUUUUUGACUAUUAUAGUAUAAUUUACGAUAUAUUAUAACUUAC